This is a messenger RNA of Trifolium pratense (red clover), 2564 nucleotides long. Its product is annotated as myb-like protein X. Gene Ontology annotation, molecular function: calmodulin binding. NCBI's taxonomy places the organism in Eukaryota, Viridiplantae, Streptophyta, Magnoliopsida, Fabales, Fabaceae. The transcript is spliced from 2 exons. Bases 316 to 1797 code for a protein of 493 amino acids. The record is from RefSeq and is a predicted model, not a curated record.
AGCUCUUUUGAUAAAAAUAAUAAACAAAUCAUUUGAUUUUUUAUUUCAUGGCCUGCAACCUUUGAGUUGUGCUAGAUUUAAGUACUUUAUUCCUUUUUUUGAUGUAAUUGUUAAAUCACCUCAACACAAUUUCUGUUUUUUCUCUUCCAAUCAAUUCUUUCUUUUUCCACUUCAAGCUAUAACUCAUAUAUAUUUUCUCCUUUCAAAGCAAUUUCAUUUGCUUUGUUUCCACAAAUUCACUCUUCCAUGAUCUUUCUUUAAUCAAGUGUGCAGGUUCUUUCAAGAAUUUCUUAGCUUAAAUACCUAAUUAUAUAUAUGGCAACAAAACCUAAAGAUAGUAGCACAGUUGUUGGGAAUGAGAAAAAGAAGACCCCAUCUUCUAAUUCUCCCCUCACAACAGCCAAAAGGACUACAAAACCAUCCACAACAGCAGCAGCAGCAGCAGCAACAACAACAACAAGAACUACCCCCACAACCAACAAGAGUAACUCAACCACUCCAUCAGAGAAAAACAAGCCCACAACAAGUAUCAGAAAGCCCAAAACUGAGAGUCCAAUUAAGCCUUCUCCAAUUAGAAGAAGAUCAUUGGAUAAACCACUUUCAUCUUCAAACUUAACAGUAAAAACAACACAACCAUCAACUUCAAGAUUACACAAAGCCCUUGUUUCCCCGGGCACUAGAGAAAGCACCAACCCUUUAAAACCCAUUUCAGAUAAGACACCAAGUGAUGCAAAAACUAAGCUAGUAUGGAAAAGGGCCACAAAGAAGAUCAACACCCCUAAUAACAACAUUGCUACUUCUAACACCACAAAGAAGGUGGCUAAUGAUCAUACUUCUUCUGCUAACCCUGCAAAGACCAAAACUGUGAUUACAGAUUCUGAUUCAUCAAAUGUUAAAACUGUGGAUGUUAAAGAAGUUACAAACCAAGAAGCUGAAGUGAUAAAAGUGGAGAGUAAAGAACAUGCAUCUAAGGUGAUUUCACCUGAUGUAAACAAGGAAUUUGUACAUGAGCAUGAACAUGAUAAGGUUCUUAAGGAUUCUGACCAACCUCAGAAUCAAGGUGAUGAUGAGAAAGUAAUUUCUACAGUUACAGAAGAAAUAGCAGAAAAGGAGCCACAAGAAGAGAAACCUGAAGUUGAGCAUGAAGUGAAACAGACCAAUAGUGAGAAUCACCCAGGAGAAGUAGAUCAUUCUGAAAUUGAAAGGGAAGUUGCUGCGAAUGAAAAGGAAGAAAAUGAAAGUGGGGUUGUAAUAGAAGAUCAAAAAAGUGACAACAAUAGUGAGAAUCACCGAAAAGAAGUUGAUCAUUCUGAGGUUGAAAGGGAAGCUGCUGUGAAUGAAAAGGAAGAAAAUAAAAGUGGGAUUGUAUUAGAAGAUCAAAAAAGUGAGAACAACAAUGAAGAUAAACCUCAAGUUGAGCAUGAACAGAAACAGAACAAUAGUGAGAAUCACCAGGAAGAAGUUGAUCAUUCUGAGGUUGAAAGGGAAGCUGCUGCAAAUGAUAAGGAGGAAAAUGAAAGUGGGAUUGUAAUAGAAGAUAAAAAAAGUGAGAACAACAAUGAAGAACGGGGAGGGGAAGAGAAGGAAGCUGUUGAAGGAGAGGUAAGUGAAGAAGUUAAAGAAGCUAAGGCUGAGGUAGCACAACCAAAGCAACAAUUAGCAGCAAAAGGGAAGCAUGAAUCUCAAGUGUCUAAUGAUAUGAUUGAGGAGACUGCAACCAAGCUGUUGGGGAGGAAGAACAAGGUUCUUGCAUUGGCUGGAGCAUUUCAAACUGUCAUUGAUCAUCAAGGCAAAUGAACCAUUCAUAUGCAUGUCACAUGUAUAUUAUUUAGUGUGAGACUAUACUUAGCUGUCAGAUGUAUUAUCUUGUGAGACUGUACUUUGCUGACACUCAUUAUGGAAUUAAAGAGAGCAGUGUUUUUGGAGAUAAGUGAGAGUUAUAACCAUUCAAUUGAAAAAUCAACUGUUGAGAUUUGAAAAACUUAUGUUAUAUAUAUGUGUGUAUGUUUUGCCAUUACAAUUUCAACUAUUGAUUUUCCAAUUAAUGAUUAUAACUCCUCAUUUUUCCUUCUACCUUUCUCAAUUUAGAGAACAUAAUCUCAGGAGUAGAAACAAAGAAAAAAAAAAGAGCAAGCGUUUAAGAGUUUAAGAAAUUAUUCUUAUGUAUACAAAGCUUCCUCUUACAAAUUUAAAAGGGAGUGUUGUCAUUCAACUUUGUUGAUUUUCACAACCAGAUGAUAUGUUCAUUUACACAUGUAAUUAUUAUACCAUUGUGAUUGAUAUUCACAAACUUGGUGAUUAUGAUUGAUAUUCACAAACUGCAGAAAUUGACUGCAUUGAUAUUCACAAACUGCAGAAAUUCAAAGUUUGUGUUUGAUUCCUGAGAAGAUAUUAGCUGAUAUAAUUUGCCAUUAUAAUUGUUAUUUUUUACCAAUAAUUUUUUAAAAAAGUCAUGUAAUAAUUAUGAACUUUUUUACCAGUAACUUCUGGUAUAUAUUGAAUCAGAAUCUGUAAUUAUGAACUUUUUUACCAGUAAUUAUGAACUUUUUUAUCAAGUUCCUAAC